This is a messenger RNA of Fragaria vesca subsp. vesca, 3289 nucleotides long. Its product is annotated as acetyl-coenzyme A carboxylase carboxyl transferase subunit alpha, chloroplastic-like. Lineage: Eukaryota; Viridiplantae; Streptophyta; Magnoliopsida; Rosales; Rosaceae. The transcript has 12 exons. Gene Ontology annotation, cellular component: acetyl-CoA carboxylase complex. Gene Ontology annotation, molecular function: carboxyl- or carbamoyltransferase activity; acetyl-CoA carboxylase activity. Gene Ontology annotation, biological process: fatty acid biosynthetic process. The record is from RefSeq and is a predicted model, not a curated record. The coding region runs from base 152 to 2410 and encodes 752 amino acids.
CACUCUCCUUUGACGAUCUUUCCAAAGCUCCCCAACAUUGCUCUUAAUAAUACUCCCCUCUCUUUCUCGGCCCCCAUUUCAAUUCCUCUCCCUCUCGGAUCAUCUCGAUUCCGCUCUCAGAGAGCGAUCUGAUUGGCGGAAUUGACAAACUAUGGCGACGACGUUAGCUCAUUCGACGCUGGCGUUUACUGCAGCUUCCGGUUCGGCUUCGGAUGCGUUUAGGAGCUCCAGCAAUGGAGUUAAUGGUGUUCCUUUGAGAGCUCUAGGAAAGGCGAGGUUCAGCAUGAAGAGGAACCUUGCGGUUACGGCUAAGCUCAGGAAGGUGAAGAAGCACGACUAUCCAUGGCCGGCGGAUCCGGAUCCGAAUGUUAAAGGAGGAGUGCUUACUCAUCUCUCUCACUUCAAGCCGUUGAAGGAGAAGCCCAAGCCGGUUACUCUGCCGUUCGAGAAGCCUCUUGUCGAAAUCGAGAAGAAGAUCAUUGAUGUGCGGAAGAUGGCGAACGAAACUGGACUGGACUUCAGUGAUCAAAUUAUUUCAUUGGAGAAUAAACACCAACAGGCUUUAAAGGACUUAUAUUUAAAUCUCACUCCUAUACAACGUGUAAAUAUUGCACGACAUCCUAACAGGCCAACUUUCCUUGAUCAUGUGUUUAACAUUACUGAUAAGUUUGUAGAGCUUCAUGGAGACCGAGCAGGGUAUGAUGAUCCUGCUAUUGUCACUGGUAUAGGAACUAUAGAUGGUAAUAGGUAUAUGUUUAUGGGUCACCAGAAAGGUAGAAACACGAAGGAAAACAUUCAGCGCAACUUUGGGAUGCCUACUCCUCAUGGUUACCGGAAGGCUCUGCGCAUGAUGUACUAUGCAGAUCACCAUGGGUUCCCUAUUGUUACUUUCAUUGAUACUCCCGGUGCAUAUGCAGACCUUAAAUCUGAGGAGUUGGGCCAAGGUGAAGCCAUAGCUCACAACUUGCGGACUAUGUUCGGUCUGAAGGUACCAAUUGUUUCUAUUGUCAUUGGGGAAGGUGGAUCUGGUGGUGCCCUUGCCAUUGGCUGUGCCAAUAAACUAUUAAUGCUUGAAAAUGCAGUUUUUUAUGUUGCCAGUCCUGAAGCAUGUGCAGCAAUCUUGUGGAAGACCGCCAAAGCUUCUCCAAAGGCAGCUGAGAAGCUGAAAAUUACUGCAUCUGAGUUGUGCAAGUUGCAAAUUGCAGAUGGCAUCAUUCCUGAGCCUCUUGGUGGAGCACAUGCAGAUUCCUUGUGGACCUCUCAACAGAUCAAAAAUGCAAUUAACAAAGAAAUGGAAGAGCUUAAAAAGAUGGACACUGAAGCACUAUUAAAGCAUCGGAUGAUGAAAUUCCGCAAGAUUGGUGGGUUUCAAGAAGGAAUCCCUAUAGAUCCGAAAAAGAAAAGGAACAUGAAACUGAAAGAGGAACCCAAAGCUGUAAAGACUGCAGUUGUGGAUUUAGAGGGUGAAGUUGAAAAGGUCAAAAUGCAAAUUUUGGAGGCAAAGAAAUCCUCUGAUAAGCCUGCAUUGUUGCCUCUGACUGAGACAAUAGAAAAACUGAAAAAGGAGGUUGAUAAUGAGUUUGCUGAGGCAGUUAAUGCCCUAGGCUUGAAAGACAGGUUUGAAUCAUUGCAGGAAGAAUUUUCGAAAGUAAGUUCACAGGACCAACUCAUGCAUCCAGCUCUGAAAGAAAAGAUUCAAAAGCUUAGGCAUGAAUUUACCCAGAGCCUGUCAUCUGCUCCUAAUUAUGAAGACUUGAAGUAUAAACUUGACAUGCUGAAGGAAUUAUCAAAAGCAUAUAAAUACGAGGAGAAGAACAACAGGGCUGCUACAUUGAAGCAGGAAGUUAACAGUAAAUUUAACGAGAUCAUGGAACGGCCAGAUGUUAAGGAAAAAACUGCUACACUUAGGGCAGAGAUUGAAAAUGCCGGGGUGUCCAACCUUGAUGAUUUGGAUGACAGCCUGAAGGGUAAAAUUUUGGAAUUGAAGAAAGAGUUGGACACUGAAUUUGUUGGUGUCCUCAAGUCCUUGGGAUUGGAUGUUCAGAAAAGACCAAAGGAACCAAUUGAGCAAAUUUUGCCCUCAGAAGUGAAGACCAAGAUUGAAGAAUUGGAUGAAGAAAUUAAUCACAAGAUUGAAAAUGUUAUCAAUUCAUCAGACUUGAAAGACAAAAUUGAGUUACUAAAGUUGGAAGUAGCGAAGGCAGGAAAGAAUCCUGAUUCAGCAACGAAAAAUAGAAUUGUGGCUUUGGAGCAACAAAUCAAACAAAGCUUGGCAGCAGCUGUGGAGGCAUCAAACUUGAAAGAGAAGCACGAAAAGCUUAAGGCUGAGGUUUCCAAAACCAUUGAAUCUUCUGGAGGAUCGGACGGAAGCUUGAGAAAGGAAAAUCCAAAUGAAGUCUAUGUCUUCUGAGGAAUCUAGGGUAGAGUUUCACACAUUUGCUUAAUUACUCUUCUAGACAGCUCUUUAGCUGAUAACGUGCAUGGAAAGGAUUAUUCAGAACACAUGGGAGUGAUAUCGGAAAGUGCAGAAAUAGAGGAACCUUUCAGCUAUUGCUACUGCUCAGCAUCCAUUGACAACAUCUUGCAACAGUGUACAAGUUUUGCAUUUACGAGGAACCAGAAGGAGAAUUGUUAGCUCCACAUUUUCAUGAACAUUUUAAAUUUAUUUAGGGUUUUAUAAAUUAUUAAUGUUCCCCUUUUCUUUAGUUUGAGUGCGUUUCUAUUUCUCCUUUAUAUGAAUGGACUCCGACAUCCCAAUAAUAUUGAGUUUCUGUUGUAGAAUUUGAGUCACUUUGUAUAGGUUGUGUGGAGAGGCUAAUAAAUUAUUUCAAUACUUCUCUUGUAUACCCAUUGUUGGGCUGUUGGUUGUUAUCAUAAUAGCAAUAUGCUGUGUGUGGCCAAAUAAACUGUUCUGCACCUUGUUGGUACGGGAAGACUUUCUGAUAAUGAAUGAGACGUGCAAUUCCUGCAAGACUCAGGUUGAUCUUUUUACUUGAUUAUUCAUUACUGUUUAAAGCUUGAAGGCUUCAUCUUCUGAAGCACCCUAGUUUCUGAAGCAUGCUCAGCUUUAAUGGGUACGUCUUGGGAUGCUACAGAAACUCUAUCAUGCUCCGGAGCAUGUCUUACUCUAGGUUCUUCAACUGUUGAAUCUAACUUGACACUUGAAAGUUCAUAUGCUUCCGACGAUGGUAGAUUCAACUGUCAAAUCCAAUCAUAUGCUUCGGACGAUGGUAGUCAUGUUCCUGAAGUAAUGCAACUUUUGAAUAUUUUAGAUUUUAUUGGAGAGUUG